Akanthomyces muscarius is the source of this 396-nucleotide messenger RNA. RefSeq lists its product as uncharacterized. The coding region runs from base 1 to 396 and encodes 131 amino acids. The record is from RefSeq and is a predicted model, not a curated record. NCBI's taxonomy places the organism in Eukaryota, Fungi, Ascomycota, Sordariomycetes, Hypocreales, Cordycipitaceae. The transcript is spliced from 4 exons.
AUGUCGGCCUCCAUCACUAUUCCCACUCGCCGCAGCAACGAUGGCCUCUGUACGCCCAAGGCCAUGUCCAGCCCGUCGGACAGCUCUUACUCAGAUUCCCCGUCAUCCGCUGCAUCCACUCCGUCAUCGGCUACCAAGACGCUUCACGGCCGUCGACCAAGUCUGCUAAGCUCCGCACUCUCCAAGGAGCAAUCGACUGUCAUCAACAUCGGCGACCCUGAUGGUCCUCCCCGUCUGAUCACAUACCUCUCCUCUAGCCAGGGCUUCGACUGGAAUCCCGAAAUAUUUCUUCCCUCGUACCUAGACUGUGAUUACGUCCCCCUCGAGAACCGACGAGAGCCCGUCCACGAGAUUCGCCUCAGCGAGGAGGAGCUGCGUAACAUGCUGCCCCAAUAA